AUGGAAUUUUCAUCAACACUUAGCUUGCCCCAUGAUUCAAAGUCACUACCAUUUCUUCCCCAAGAAAUAAUAUUUGAAAUACUCCUAAGACUACCUGUGAAAACUUUGCUUAAGAUGAAAUGUGUGUCUAAAUCUUGGCUUUCUCACAUCUCUAGUCCUCAAUUCAUCACAACACAUCUCAAACUCUCAGCCAAUAAUCAAGAAUUGUCUCACCAUAGGCUUCUCUUCAGCAACUCUGAUGAAAUCAAGAAUGAUGCCUUGACUUUUUACACUUGCUCUCUUUACUCAAUUAUGUAUCAAGAAUCUCCAGUUAUCCGUAUCGAGCUUGAUUUUCCUGGUGAAUUGCCAUUCGAUUAUGAAUAUAGAAUUUUCGGGUCAUGUAAUGGAUUGUUCUGUAUUUCAAAUGAUGAUUAUGAGGAUCUGUUUCUAUGGAAUCCGUCUAUAAGAGAGUUGAAAAAAUUGCCCUGUUCGGGAAUAGAUGUAGGUGAAUUGGAUUUUCUUGAAUUUCGAGGUGUUGGAUUUGGUUACAAUGAGUGUCAAACUGAUUAUAGAAUUGUAGAAAUUGUGGGAGUUGAUCAUAGUAAGCAUGGUAAUCUGUGUUAUGUUAGUGUAUAUAGUUCAAGAAUUAAUUCAUGGAAAAGCAUUCAAGGUUAUCCAGGUUUUAUCUUUUUCACUGACUCUGGCAAAUUUGUAAAUGGAAGACUUCAUUGGAUUGCCUUUCUUGACUGUGGUAGUUAUACCAAUGUACAUUUUCUUAUUUCGUCAUUCAACUUGUUAGAUGAGACAUUUGGGAAUGUAGCGUUGCCCGACACAGUUGAUGAGUCACAUGACUUAGCGUUAGGUACUUCACGAGGUUACUUAUAUGUGUCUAGUCGCUAUGGAACCAAGACGGAUGUGUGGUUAAUGAAGGAGUAUGGACUUGCGAGGUCAUGGACCAAGUUGGUUUCAUACACUUCCAGCAAAGUGGUUAAGCCAAUUUUCAUCUCACAGGAUGAUAAAAUUUUACUACAACUUGCUACGAGUUUGGUGUGUUUUAAUUCAAGAGACAACACUAUCAGGCUCCCUGGAAAUCAGAUACGUUGUUAUAGUGACAUCGACUGUACGUUUAGUCUAUACAUUGAAAGUCUUGUUUCCCCAAAUUCUUUGGAGGAUGUUUGA
Messenger RNA from Lycium ferocissimum, 1158 nucleotides. Its product is annotated as F-box/kelch-repeat protein At3g23880-like. NCBI's taxonomy places the organism in Eukaryota, Viridiplantae, Streptophyta, Magnoliopsida, Solanales, Solanaceae. The transcript has a single exon. The record is from RefSeq and is a predicted model, not a curated record. Bases 1 to 1158 code for a protein of 385 amino acids. Gene Ontology annotation, molecular function: protein binding.